Glarea lozoyensis ATCC 20868 is the source of this 360-nucleotide messenger RNA. RefSeq lists its product as uncharacterized. The record is from RefSeq and is a predicted model, not a curated record. NCBI's taxonomy places the organism in Eukaryota, Fungi, Ascomycota, Leotiomycetes, Helotiales, Helotiaceae. The transcript has a single exon. The coding region runs from base 1 to 360 and encodes 119 amino acids.
AUGACGACACGCAGAAUAUGCGAAAAUUAUGAGGCAGCCACAGUCCUCCGUGUUGUUGAGAAAACAACCAUUCUUUGGAACUUUUCGACUUUUGGUCUCGACCAUCCUGACCUUCAACCUCGGAUCGCCCUUCCUCGAAGCCGACCUCAAUCAGCCGACCAGUUGAUCUCACCUUCAGACAGGAGAUUUGUAGUUUUUGUCAGGGGUAGAGAGGAACAGGCUCUCUUUAUUCGAUAUCCAGCAGGAAUGAUCGACAGAAAUAUAGCGGAUUGUAUAGAAAAUGACGUGAAGAUUUCUUUCAUGAAGACUGGGGAUGUUACCGCUUCAACAUACUCUUUCCCAGACAUCGAUAUCAUGUAA